GAGUGAGCCUGAGAGUUAGUGGAGAGUGGAGUGCGGUGAACAGCGCACCAGCCCUACUCGUCGGGCCUCUCUGUCCACCCGUUUUAUUUAUUUUCGGUCGAUCUGAGGCAUUUCUCGCGCGAUCUGGUGCUUCUUUAAAACGUGCGAAUUUUUGGAUGGGAACGCUUUGGCUUCCUUCGGGGGAUCUGUUAUUUUCUAUCGAGCCCGAGGGGUAGUGCGAAAACAAAAGAAAGACCAAUAUAUUCCUGUUCUGAUAUCAGUGAAGUGAAAAGUGACAAAUCUGCAAGUGAUUUAAAUAUCAAGAUGCUACAAAACUAGAAAGUGACUUUUUUUUUAUCAUUCAAACAAGCAAAUUAACCAUGGAUAUCAAGGCUCUGCACAAAAGCAGUACCUUCAGUUCUUUCACUGGUGGAACUCAUAAAAUAAGUAAUUGGUUUGCUGCGCUUGGUGAACACCGGCGGAAGUCUUCUAUGAAAACAUCUAAAAGUCUGACUUUAGGUGUAUUACAUGAGAAUUUACGCAUUGGAUCUGAUGGCGAGUCAGAGGAGGCAUCCGGGGCGUCGGACGACGUUGUGUCACCAGUUAAAUUACGCCCCAAGAAUAGAAGACUUAGUGAACAAGAUAUAAACAAACGACUGUCCUUGCCUGCUGAUUUGCAUUUACCUGAAUCGUUUGUUGCCAAACAAAAUGUGAGCCCUACCAUCGAUGGUCCCUUAAGCAGAGCAACAAGAAGACAGUCACUGUCAGAAAUUGGUUUUGGUCGAAUGGAGACUUAUAUUAAAUUGGACAAAUUAGGCCAGGGAACCUAUGCAACUGUAUUUAAAGGAAAAUCACGUCUGACUGACAAUCUUGUUGCUUUAAAAGAAAUUCAAUUAGAACCAGAGGAAGGAGCACCAUGCACAGGAAUCAGGGAGGUUUCUCUCCUGAAAGACCUUCGCCAUGCUAAUAUUGUUACUCUCCAUGAUAUUAUUCAUACUGAAAAAUCACUCACCCUUGUGUUUGAGUACCUGGAGAAAGACUUAAAACAGUACAUGGAAGACUGUGGAAACAUGUUAAGUAUGAACAAUGUUAAGCUGUUUCUCUUUCAAUUGCUUCGUGGGCUAGCUUACUGCCACCAAAGACGCAUUUUACACAGAGACCUGAAACCUCAAAACCUUCUUAUUAAUGAAAAGGGAGAACUGAAGCUGGCCGAUUUUGGUUUAGCAAGAGCCAAGUCUGUGCCUACAAAAACCUACUCCAAUGAAGUAGUCACUUUAUGGUAUAGGCCACCAGAUGUACUUGUAGGUUGUACUGAAUAUUCCACUCAAAUUGAUAUGUGGGGAGUUGGGUGCAUUUUCUAUGAGAUGGCUCGAGGGAGACCAUUGUUCCCUGGUUCAACAUCUGAUCAGCAGCUUGGCUUGAUAUUUACCUAUUUAGGAAGACCUCCACCUGGGCCUUUAACAGAGAUUUAUGACAAGACUUAUCGAUUUGAUCCUUGUAAUGUUGAUAAUUUCAUGGGUUUUUCAUCAAGAUCUGAUAAAGAUGGGAAACAUCUGUUAUCUAAGUUCCUUCUGUAUGAUGCCAAGAAGCGAAUAUCAGCUGCUGAAGGUAUGAAACACCCUUACUUCCAAUCGUUGGGACCUGGUGUUCAUAAAUUACCUGAUAUUGCCUCUAUUUUUACUAUACCUGGAAUCAAACUGACAACAUUGAGGAAACGCCCUGCUAUGAGAGCCUAUGGCCUCUCCAUUGAGAACAGUAAAGUUAUCUAGGAUCAAAUCAGGGUCAAGAUCCUGUUGUCAAAGUAUGCUUUUAUGUGUCAUACUUGCCUCAGUGAGGCUCUCAUUAUCUGUGAUGCCAAGGGCUACAGGGCGAUCAGUCCGCUCACCAGAACAGGCUUCUCUAUGUAAGAACUUUUGUCAUUAGGAAGAAAUUAACUAAUAGAAGUUUUUACUCCCUGAUUAUUUAAAAAAUGUGCUGUGGUUCUCGUGAAAUGGAGUGCAUUUUAUCUGAACAUAAUGCAUACAAGAUCUGCACUUGCAGACUUUUUUCUAAUUGUGGAAUUGGGAGCCGCCUGUAUCAGACUUUAUGUGCCAACAUCUUAAUAUUGUUUGAAAGAAGUAGUAACCUGAAUACUUAAUUCCUUUAUGUUUUCUUUCAUCCAUUUUCAUUUUUUUUAUUAGUAUAAAAUCUAAUGUCAUGUUUCUUUCUUGCAAGUAUUAUUUGCAAAUUUUUUUGUGCUAUUGAGUCAUGUUUGGGUUUGAAACUGAAGAGAUUAAAUUGAAACUAGUUAUCUUUUUUUUUCAUUUUUUAAAAAUAAGACCUUAAACAUUGCAAGAUGUCAUCUUAAUGGUGCAAGGUUAUCAUCCUGACUGAACUGUCUCAGUCUUACAACUAGUAAAAAGGACUCUGAAAAUGUGCAAGUCAUGUUUACGUAGCAAAUUUGGUGACAAAGUAAAUAAGAAACCAGCCCAUUCAUGAACAUGUCAUCCAUGUUACAUCAGUUAUUUUAAUUUUGUGCAUAUUUCAGUGUUUCUUUUUUCAUUUUUGAAAUUUACCAGUAUCUGCUAUAAAUCUACAAAUCCUAUGAAAUGUUUCCGUAAAGUGUUUGUAUGUUUUAUACUUGACUUUAAUAAGCCGUAUGUUAUGGUAUGGGUCAAACCUUGCUGUUGAUCAACCAACACCCAAAAGAUUUUAAUAUUUAGAUUUUAAUUUUCAGAUUAUUUAUUAUAAAUUGUUCUUUAUGAAACCUGCGUGUGUAUUUUUAUUCAUAUUACUCUUUGAGGUUUAUUUGUAUCUAUAUUAGAAAUUUGAUCAUGAUGAUAUCUCCUAAAUUAUUUAUCGUACAUUUUGCGUCCAAAACAUGUUGGUUGGAUCUACAAGUAUACUUGACUUGAAGAAACUGAUCAAAUUUAGAACCAAUCCUGUCUGUUUAUGAUAUGAGGUACAAAAUUCUAAAUAUUGUUCUCUGAUCAGCAGUCCGUCCAAUACGUUGCUUUCAUAAAUGGCCCCUUACCCACUGCAUUUUUUCUGAAAUGUAAGAUUUACUAAGAAGAUUUCAUUGUACAACAUUGUACAAGCACAUUUACCUGCAGCACAUAGAAGGUUACAGCAUCUAUCAAAAGCUAAAUUUUUAUUAUGAUUGAUUGCUCAAGGUUGUUGUUCCUCCAUGGAGUUGUUUGUACUCUUACCUGCUGGUACUUGUUCUUUCCUCUACAUUUCAGAAAGGUGUUUCUUGCCCUAUAGCAUGUAAUCAUUGUAGUCCCCAACUGUAAAUCCGUAACAUCAAAACAAAUUUUUUAUUGAAAAUGAUUAUGGUCAAAUAGACGCAGCUCUCAAACCACCACAGAAAUGUUAUCCUCUGUAAAGCUGUGAGAGUUUAAACUCCACUGCCUCUUACUGAUCAAACUGUUAGUGUUAAUUUUAUCUGCUUAGUUGGUUAAGCAGGUAGCUUUAAUUGAUGAACAAGUGUUCUUCAAAACAAAAUGUAAAGAACAAUAUAGAGAAUAUUUUUGGGUUCUGUUAUUCAACUUUGCUGUUUUUAUUUUCUUGAAUCAUCAUGUCGAUUUUACAUUAUUGAGUGACUGCUGCAUUUUAUAAUCGAUGCAGAUUGGUCGUUGAAUAUUUCUAGAGUAUGAUUAUGGACUAUAUUUUAUUGAUUCUGUCUUUUAUUGGUUCAAAGUUUAUCUUGGAGCUAAACUAUUUUCUCCUUUUCACUACUCUCACUGGUUGAUCAAAGUACCAUUAGCUGCAAAACAGCCAAAUUUUAUGUUAUUUUUAAUCAAAAGAAAACUGUUAAGGAAUGUGUGCAGCAUGCACUCUUCUGUGUCCUCUUGUUAUUCUCAAAAGUUUUUAAAAGGUGUCAAAUCCAUCCAAAUUUUGUAUAUAAAUGUAAUUGAAUCUUUAGGCUCAAUACCUAUGUAGUAUAUCAUAAUAACAAUAAGGUAAAGAUGUAUGCUGCUCAAAGAGGUGUUUUAUUGGUCCCAACCAUGUUUGAGUCAAAGACUGCUCUUGAUUGCCAUAUGGUCCCACUUUAAUGGUCUAGAAUCCUGGAGAAAUACAUAUUAGCAAUAUUACUGUAUAAACUACAUUAAAUAGGUAAAUAAGGUGGGUAAAAUGAAAAAAAAAAUCACAAAAAAAUCUUUUGACUAGCCAGUUGAAAUUUAAGAAAAAUAAAUUACAGCUGCAUGCAGGAAAUUGAAAAAAAUUGCAUUUGCAAGUAUUUUGGGGGCCUUCUGAGACUCACAAAAUCGGAUAACAGAUUACUGAAAAUUCCCAUGGUCGUGUAGUCUACAGUCCUCCUCAAUGGUAAACUAAUGGUGAAUGAAGUAUACCUAAGUAAUGCUUUGACUAUGUGAAUUUUUGCUUUGUUUUCUUAGUGAGUUUCACAAGUUAGGCAAUGGAUGAAAAGGGACAGUGUGAUUAUUUGUUGUUUUUUCCCCCCACAUGAUACAUGACUGAUUCUUUUCUAUCCCAUCUCCCCUUUCUAUGUCUUCUGUUGCGUUCAUAAAUAGACAUCCAUCUGCUGCGCAAAAGAAAUACGAUUUUAAAAAUCUCAUACAGGACAAUUUGGAUUUUCCGUCCUGUUAUGGAAAGACUUUACAAAAAUUCAGUUAAAAAAAAACUCAUCAAAAUAGUGGAAAUAAAACUGUCUGGAAGUGAUUAAUCUAGAAUACUUCAAUAUACAGUAGUUGUAGUAGCUUACAGGAGGUUACUCAGCAUAAUAGCUGGCUUCAUUUGUUUUCUGAUCAUUUAUUUCAUAGCGCACAUAAAUGCAAAUGCAAUUGGGGAAAUGAAAAGUUCUGUUCAAUGUAGAACUGCAUUGUUAAAUGUUAUCCUUGUGAGACUUCAUCAUUUCAUUCCAAGCAUGUUCACCUCAUUCUCUUUUGACAUUUGUUAUUUAAAGUCAUGUUUAUCAUUGUUAUAUAGUGUAAUUGUAAUUUAGAGCUGUUCUCUUUACCACUUUAGAGUUUUGUACGGUAAUUUGCGGACAAUCUUUUUGAAGUUUUUGGCUGCGUCUUAAGUGUGGAGAACUGCUGCCUUCUCUUUUAUAAAAGAUUUUCUUCUUUUAUGUUUCUAUGUGUUGAUUUCUAUUUCAUCACACUUUGGCUGUUAAUCAUGGUGUCAUGAAUCAUUAAUUAUUAUGAUUUCAAUUAAUAUUCAUUGUGACUGUUUUAGUUUUGUGAUUGUGGUAUUUUAGUUAUUUAAGUUUUGCCAUUUGGUUUAUCUCCUUUUAUAGACUGAGUUAAAUUAAAGCCUUCCAAACCCAUGAAAUUUUGCACAAGACAUGAUGCUGUGGUAGAAUGACUUGUAGGCAGUGAGUAAUGGGAUCAUUUUGCCCUCUUGGGUGUGGGCUCACCCAUUUUUAAAAUCUUGUGUAGAAAAUUAUGUUGAUGUAGUGUUAUUUAAAUAUAUUUAUUAGACAAAUUGUAGAAUUAUGAGUUAUCUAGAUCUUUUAAAAUUGAUCCAUCCAUAAAUCUAACAUGUGUGGCAGUGUGAAGGGUCUAUUCGGUCAGGUUUGGUGAUUUCUAAAUGUGGGUAGAUGCAUUUCAGCGCACUCACAAUACUGGCAUGGCGUAGUCUAAUUUGAUUGAAAAGGGAAAAAAAUACAGUUUUCAUGCUGUCUGAAAAUUUAGCCAAAAUUACAUUUCUUGAAGUAUUCUUGUGAAAAUGCUGGUCUUGUGUCUCAAAGAAUAACUUUCAAAAUUUCAACCUUGAGAGGUUGCUUUUUAUCUUGUUGAUCUGCUUGAUGAUUCUCAAAAUGACCUACUGACCUACCUCCUAGGAAAGUGAUUAUUGUGGAAUGGAGAUUUUGACAAUUUAGCUUAAGAAACAAAGGAAAAUUUAUGUUUUGAGCAUAUUUUAUUGUAAAGUUGAUGUUGAUGCAAUCUACCCCUCCUUGUGUUCAAGUUGAAAACCAAACAAAUUUCUGUUAAUGCCAUUCUUGAGUUUUAAGAGUGUUGAAUAAGUGUGUACAAUAAAUUCAGACAUACUUUGAA
Frankliniella occidentalis (western flower thrips) is the source of this 5975-nucleotide messenger RNA. RefSeq names its product cyclin-dependent kinase 16. Gene Ontology annotation, cellular component: nucleus; cytoplasm. The coding region runs from base 360 to 1748 and encodes 462 amino acids. The record is from RefSeq and is a predicted model, not a curated record. Gene Ontology annotation, biological process: protein phosphorylation. NCBI's taxonomy places the organism in Eukaryota, Metazoa, Arthropoda, Insecta, Thysanoptera, Thripidae. Gene Ontology annotation, molecular function: protein kinase activity; ATP binding. The transcript has 10 exons.